AUGCAUUACCAAAGUGUGGUGUUCUCAGCCACGGGUUGUGGGACAACACUGGACCACGCUAUUACCAUCGUUGGGUAUGGGAAUGGGACGACUGAGGACAGCACCAAGUAUUGGUUACUCAAGAAUCAAUGGGGUGAGAGCUGGGGGGUGAAUGGCUAUAUGAAAAUUCUUACGAAUGCUGGUCCCCCAGAAGGUGUUUGUGGCCUGGUUCCUAUCCGACAGCAUAAUCUAUAUAUUGAUCAAAGCAAAGGAGGAGAUGUAAUCUUCUCAACUUCACCUAUAUAG
Prunus armeniaca (apricot) is the source of this 285-nucleotide messenger RNA. The record is from the annotation of a GenBank genome assembly. Lineage: Eukaryota; Viridiplantae; Streptophyta; Magnoliopsida; Rosales; Rosaceae.